Manis pentadactyla (Chinese pangolin) is the source of this 1429-nucleotide messenger RNA. RefSeq lists its product as uncharacterized. The record is from RefSeq and is a predicted model, not a curated record. The transcript has 2 exons. Bases 1 to 900 code for a protein of 299 amino acids. Lineage: Eukaryota; Metazoa; Chordata; Mammalia; Pholidota; Manidae. Gene Ontology annotation, molecular function: RNA-DNA hybrid ribonuclease activity; nucleic acid binding.
AUGGAAGAAGCUUUUGUCAAAAUCAGAGAGGCUCUCUUGCAGGCCCCAGCCCCAGCCCUCCCAGAUGUCUCCAAGCCCUUCCACCUGUAUGUAGAUGAACAGAGAGGAGUGGCAAAAGGAGUUCUCACCCAGAAGCUGGGCCCCUGGGUGAGACCACUGGCUUAUCUAUCAAAGAAAUUAGACCCAGUGGCCAGCGGAUGGCCACCAUAUCUCCGCAUCAUAGCUGCCACUGCACUUCUUGUUAAAGAUACAGACAAGUUAAUGCUGGGCCAGAAUCUUGUGGUCAUGACACCCCACACCAUUGAGGGAGUUUUAAAGUGCCCUAACGACCGAUGGCUGUCAAAUUCACAUGUCACCCACUAUCAAGUUCUGCUCCUUAAUCUGCCUUGUAUCCUCUUUGCUGCUAGCAAAACAUUGAAUCCAGCCACCUUGCUACCAGAUCCAAAUCUAGAUUCGCCCUCACACGAGUGCAAGGAGAUCCUCAGCCACCUACAGGGAACAUGCCCCGAUCUGGGAGAUGUUCCCUUGUUGGAUCCCGAUACUACUUGGUUCACUGAUGGAAGCAGCUUCAUCAAAGAUGGGGUGAGAUAUGCAGGGGCAGCAGUGACUACAGAGAUGGAAGUCGUAUGGGCAUCCCCCCUACCCUCAGGAAUAUCACCUCAGAAAGCAGAACUGAUAGCCCUCACCAAAGCUCUUCAAUUGGCAAAAGCUUUGUUUCAGGUCCAAGAAGCCUUACAUCAGAACUUACAGGCCGUGUACUACAAGCCUCCCCCCGGAGCCCCACAAUGUCCAACCUGGAGACUUGGUACUGAUCAAAAGGCAUCAAAAAGAAACCUUAGAGCCGCGUUGGAAAGGACCUCACACAAUCAUCCUAGCAACUCCCACGGCAAUCAAAGUUGACGGAAUAGCAGCAUGUAUCCAUCACACUCAGGUCAAGGCCGCUCCUAGAGAUCAAGAGUCUACAUGGACAAUUCAAGCCCAUCCGACUGACCCUCUGAGAGUAAAAAUUACCUGACAUGUGGCUGCUUCUCGUUCUCCAGGCUUUAACCCUGGAACUAAUGGUGGCAGCAGUGGCCGGAAGUCCCCACUUCCCAAGGAGACUUGAGUGGAUCAUCAUCAAGUCUGAGACUGGAGACAUUAUCAACUCUACAGAACAAGAAGGACACCCUAAGUCAUGGUUCCCUGAUCUGUACUUCAAUGUUUGUAAGUUGUUUGGGACAAACUGGGGCUUAAGAGGGGACCCCAAGUAUCCACGCCCAACCCAAGGAAUAGUGUGUAGGACCCCAGGGUACUGAGACCUGACACGUCAACACAAUUUCUAUGUCUGUCCCGGACAUAGCUGAAGUCAGCCUCAGCAGGCUAAAUGUGGGGGCCCAGAACACUUCUUCUGUGCUGUCUGGGGCUGUGAGUAUAUGGGAAAGAUAGAUUG